Molecule: messenger RNA, 2968 nt
Organism: Brassica napus (rape)
Lineage: Eukaryota; Viridiplantae; Streptophyta; Magnoliopsida; Brassicales; Brassicaceae
Exons: 2
Coding region: 1654-2820 (388 amino acids)
Source: RefSeq, a predicted model, not a curated record
UGAUAUCCUCGAAGAGCCGGAGAAAGAAGGGUGAGAGAAGUCUUGCGGAGGAAGUAACAGCUUUGCAGCUCCCAGAUGGAACAUCCUCAACAGGGGCGAGUUAUAUGGCCUCCAUGAAAGAUAACUCCCUCCCUCACCUCUGAAAUCUUCUUCCGAGAACUUGGGGUCGAGAUCCGAAUAGGUGGUGGGUACGAGUGUCGGAAGAAAUAUUCUGACACUAAAAUAGGUGGUGAGAAGCUAUCGGACCGAAACAAGGGAAAAGUGGACGAGCCUGAGAAUGAGAGAUAUUCUCAAGUCCCGAUUGCUCCAAAUUCAAAUAUAUCAGUUUUUUUAGCUCUAAUAAGCAUGCAAACAAUCGUUGUAUGUCUUCAUUAAGUUGAGAUAUUACUCAUCAAGUUAUUUUAUUAAGAAUUAUGUUUUAGAAAAAACUUAAUCCUAGUGACAAGUAAUAUAGUCAUAUUUUUAUAGUGCUUUUGAUGUGCAUUUGAUUUCUCUUGUUCCACUCUAAUGUUAUUCUUUCAUUUUUUUUGUUAAGCAUUUUUCAUUAUGGUUGUUAUAUUUGUGAAUUAUAUGUAGAAACUAUAAAAAAUGUGAAUUAACUAUUAUAUAAAACCAAUAAUGAUUAGUUGUAUAUGAUAAAAUUGACCAAGAUGGCAAAAUAGAUUCUCAUAGCUGCAAAAGACUUGAUAUUUAUUAUUUCUAUUUUGUUAGUACUUCAAAGAUCACACAUCCAAACUCCCAUUAGUUGAGUGUAGUUUUAUCAUUCAAAGUUCCAAUUUUGUUGGACAUUUGGUUUACUCGGUUUGGGUGGUUUAAUGGCAAAAUCACAUUCUUUCUUUUGAUAUAUUCUUCCCAAGAUUCUUCGGAAAUGUCUAAUUCUUUUAUGAAGCCAAUAAUUGACUAAUCAAACUAAUAUUUCUUUUGCAUCUUGCAUAAUAAUAGAAACUGGAACUGGGAUAUUCCUUUGAGAAAAAUGUAUCUCUUCUUAUUCAUUCUUGUCUUUGUUUGAUCUAGAUAAGCGAAUUUAUGUAUAACUUUGUAUAAUUUUUUUGUUUUGGAUUUAUGCAUGGAGGAAAUAAGCAAAUUUUUUUUUUUUUUUUUUUUUUGCUAACCGAGUAUCCUGGCCCCACCGAGGUGGUUCAGACUAGAGACCGAAGUGAGCAUGGACGCUGCCAGGGCGUCACCAUGUGGCUCACCGUGUAACGGUCUUCAGUCUCGGAUGCUCCAGCCCACAUGUAAAUUCCGCAGUGGCCAAGGUUCGAAUCCAGGGGCGGACACUCCAGCUGGAGCUCCUAUACCACUAGAACAAAGCAACUUGGUUAAAUAAUAAGCCGCCACUGACGUCUUGGAUGAGUUAAGUGGUGGGAGCUUUGAAUUCCAAAGGGUGUGUAUAGAAUCUUUCUGAUACAAAGUAGUGUCAUGGUACAGAGAGGCAAAGACUUUGUUUAUAUUAUUGUAGAUACACUUGAUGAAGUAAUAUUAGGAUAUGGUCAAAUAUCAUUUCCUAUUAGAGAUGGAUUAAGCUUCCUUGAAAUUUCAUACAACGUGCCAUCUAAAAUAAGUCAAGUCGCCUUGAUGAGUUGCUGCACUACAAGCUUUUUUAGUCUAUAAUAUCCGAGUUUUUCUCCAAUUCCCAACAUAUAACCGGUGAAAAUGUACAUUACAAGGCGUUUGUCAGAGUACAGGAGGAAUCCCUCAGAGCUGACACAGCCUCCUCCUGAGGGUCCAAGCUCUGGAGUUUUGGUGAUCCAUGACCAACACUCACAGAUACAGUCUACGUGUUGCUUUGGCUCGUGUGAGGUAGUGGAGGGUAAUCAUAGUGGUUUGCCGUUAACGCAAAAUCUAAAGCUAGCUGUCCUAUUCAAUAGUGGAGGAGACGACAGUACUAAUGACCCAAUCGUGUUCAUUCCUGUUCUUGAUAAGCCUCUGUCUUCAAACUGCUACUAUGCUAUUAGGCGACGUGGGAAGCAUUCAGGAGAAGCAUCUACUAGCGCCAAAGAGAAAGAUAUAGUCUCUUGUUGCUUGUGCCUUACGCAAGUUCCUGAAGCUAAACCAAAGCAGCUAGAUCCUUAUGACACAUACCAACAGUUCGAGAUCCAUCAAAAGAAACCAUCCUCGCGUUACUACCACGCAACAUCUGUUGCUCCUGACGGGGUCCCACCAUGGUUCCUCAAGAAGAAAGAGUGGACGGUUUCAUACUCUAGGUCCCAAGAAUUUGAACUGAGAGAUGAUGCAAAAGGACUCAACAAAGAGCUUCGUUCCGAGCUUCCUGCUCUUGGCGCGAGCGUUGUUGUUGGGAAGUGGUACGUCCCUUUCAUAUUCGUGAAAGAAAGAGACGCAAAGGAUCAGAUCAAGAGAUCCGUGUAUUACAGCUUGACUCUUGAACAAAGAUGGGAAGAGGUUUUCUCUCAUGAGAAUGAUAAAAGCGAGAACCGUGAUGUUGUGGUUGAUGUGGAAGUAGAAGAUGAAGUUGUGAAGCUUGGGGGACAAGAAAUUACAAGAGGUGUGAAUGAAAAUGGGUUUGUUUGGUUUGGGGUUGGAGACAGGAAGAUCGGUUUAAGGUCAGUGGUUGUUGAGAGGAUGAAAUGGGAAGAAGAGAGAUUUGGGUGGAGAAGCAAAGGCGAGCAGGAGCGAGCAAUGGUGGUUAAGAGACUGGAGGAGAAACCAAAAGAUGGUAGUUUUUGGAAGAGUUAUCAUUGUUAUGUUUUGAUAGAGAGCUUCGUAUUGAAGAGAAUGGAUGAGAGCUUGGUCUUAACAUAUGAGUUCAGACACGUUGAUAAGGUCAAGAGUAAAUGGAGUAAGCUUAUUGGCGCAACGUAAUCUUCAAAAGCUUGAUUAAUCUCGAUGAUGUGAGCUUCCAUUGGUCAAUGCGAUUUAUUUACAGUUGAACUUGUUUUUACCGUUAAGCUGUUUUCAUACUAAGGAAUAUAAUACUCCAUCUAUUUCAUAAUAAGUAUCACUUUAGAUU